Messenger RNA from Poeciliopsis prolifica (blackstripe livebearer), 1393 nucleotides. It is a transcript of the gene ccnd3, whose product is annotated as cyclin D3. The coding region runs from base 99 to 1034 and encodes 311 amino acids. Gene Ontology annotation, molecular function: cyclin-dependent protein serine/threonine kinase regulator activity. The transcript is spliced from 5 exons. NCBI's taxonomy places the organism in Eukaryota, Metazoa, Chordata, Actinopteri, Cyprinodontiformes, Poeciliidae. Gene Ontology annotation, cellular component: cyclin-dependent protein kinase holoenzyme complex; nucleus; cytoplasm. The record is from RefSeq and is a predicted model, not a curated record. Gene Ontology annotation, biological process: positive regulation of G1/S transition of mitotic cell cycle; regulation of cyclin-dependent protein serine/threonine kinase activity; mitotic cell cycle phase transition.
ACUUAGCCGCUAAUGCUAGGAGUUUUCUUUUUAACUUAGCUAGCGUCUUUACGGGCGGCUGGAUGCUACGUUUGUCAUUCAAAAGCGUUUAGGGAAAGAUGGAAAGCUUCCAGUAUGAGUCGGGGACGAAACGCGUCCACGAGCCGGCGCAGGGUGUGGUUCUCAGAGCGGGUAGAGACCCCGAGGUUAUCGGCGACCGCAGGGCCCUGGACAACCUGCGGGCCCUGGAGGAGGCCUGCCGCGCGUCCCCCUGCUGCUCCGUUCAGAAGGACAUCCAGCCGCACAUGAGGAGGAUUGUCACCAUGUGGAUGCUAAAGGUGUGCGAGGAGCAGCUGUGUGAAGAGGAGGUGUUCCCGCAGGCGGUGCGCUACAUGGACUCCUACCUGAGCCGUUUUCCCAUCCAGAGGUCCCAGCUGCAGCUCUUAGGGGUGGUUUGCAUGUUCCUCGCCUCCAAAAUGAGAGAAACUGUCCCACUGACAGCUGACAAGCUUUCUGUCUACACAGACAACUCAGUCUCAGUCUCAGAUAUUUUGCAGUGGGAGGUGGCGGUGGUGUCCAGGUUAGGCUGGUGUCUGGCCUCUGUGGUCCCCUCUGACUUCCUGGAGCCCAUUCUUCAUGCUCUCCCUUUCGUCCAGGCCUCUCACCUCCAGCACAUCCGCCAACAUGUUCACUCCUACAUCGCUGUGGCAACAAUGGAUUGCAAGUUUUUGUCCUUCCUGCCCUCUACUCUUACAUGUGCCUGUGUGAGCAACGCCAUACAGAAACUAAAGAUGGUGGACAGCCACAACUUAGAGUCAGUUAUCAAGUUUUUGGCCAGCCUGUUGGCUGCUGAUCUGAGUACCCUCAUCUGCUGCUGCGAGCUGUUAGGAAGCGUGUUGGAGCUCAGUCUGCCCUCCUGGAUCCAGGAGGGAGUUGGCAGGAGAGAAGCACACAGUUCAGAGAUCAGCUGCGGUCCUGCACACAUCCAGGAUGUCAUCCUGACACCGCUUGUACCAUCUCAGGAAAUGAAGCUCAAACACUCCUCCCUGCCAUGAACUGUUCAGAUGAUUUAAACUAAAAUUGGGAAGCAGUGGAAUUAUAUCCACAGCCCAAUUUCUAAAUGUUAUUUUUUCAAUAUAAUUAUUUAAAAAAAAACCUGUUGAAUUUAUAUUGUGUUUAGAAAAAGCUCUGUUCUAAAAUUUCUGAUUGUGCUUGCAAUUCAUCAGCGAUACUAAGCUGCACUUUAACCUUGACAACAAUGUUUGCUUACUUUCUACAACAGUAUGUUUGAGUUUCUUUGUACCUCGUCUGCUGCUCUGAUAAGUUGAAACUGCUGUUGCUGCACGUUUCCAACAACUCAUGUGAUCUACGUGGAUAACAUGAUCAGUCAGCUAAUGAGUUUUUUGUUUUUUGU